AUGAAAACUUUCCAAUCUACAACUAUUGCAAUCAUUGCAGCAACAUGCAUGCUCAUUGCCAUGAUGCUCUCAUGCACCAAUGCUCAACGUUUGUCUACUCAAUUCGGUCACUUGAUGAGCUCACAAGCUCUGAUCAAGCAAAUUAAUUUGGAUCCACAAUCAACAUUUAAAGCUCAAUUGUAUCCAAGAUUUGAGUGGGGUCAUGUUCCAAGUGCUACAGUUUCUGAUAGAAUGUGCGUUCAAUCGAGUGCUAAAUUCCAAGAAAGAUUAUCCACCCAAUAUAUUUUGGAAUGUGAUACUAGAGAUUUUGGAUGUAAUGGUGGUUAUUUGAAUACUGAAUUCGAAUUUGAAUUAAAGAGAGGUAUUCCAACUGAAAAAUGUGUUCCAUACUCUGCUGUUAAUGGUACUUUGGCUAAUUGUCCAUCCAAAUGUGUCAAUGGUGAACCAUUAGUUUUAUACAAGACUAAGGCAGUUCAAAACCUUACUGGAGAGCAUGAUAUGCAACAAGCCAUCUUACAAGGAGGAAGUAUUAUGACAGAACUUGACAUGUAUCAAGAUUUCCUCUAUUAUUCCAGUGGUGUCUAUCAACAUUCUGCAAAUUUGAGACAACCAAUUGCUAAGUUUGUUGUCAGAAUUAUUGGAUGGGGAGUUGAAAAUGGUGUUAAAUAUUGGAUUGUUCCAAAUAUUUGGGGUAAAACAUGGGGAAUGCAAGGUUAUAUCUGGAUUCGUAGAGGUAAUAAUGAAAGUAAUAUUGAAAAGGAUGCAUUCGCUUUCCAAGUUUACUAAACAACUUCAUCCAUACACAAACUAUUCAAUAAAAUAAUUGAGUUUUAAAA
This is a messenger RNA of Naegleria gruberi, 836 nucleotides long. RefSeq lists its product as uncharacterized. Gene Ontology annotation, molecular function: cysteine-type endopeptidase activity. The record is from RefSeq and is a predicted model, not a curated record. NCBI's taxonomy places the organism in Eukaryota, Heterolobosea, Eutetramitea, Acrasida, Naegleriidae. Gene Ontology annotation, cellular component: lysosome. The transcript has 3 exons. Bases 1 to 786 code for a protein of 261 amino acids.